CCCUUACUUCCUGUGGGAGAUGCUGAUUAUCGCGCGGAUGCACUCAAGACUACUUUUGCUAUCAAGCAUGUAAUCAGCAAGACUGCUGAUAUCUUGGGAGACGUGCAAGUCUUUCGGGCUGGGCGAUUGAAUGUGUACAACGCGUUGGAUUUGGACGACGUUGUUCAUGAAGUUUACCUUGCAGCCGGAGAACGUAGCUAA
This is a messenger RNA of Seminavis robusta, 201 nucleotides long. The record is from the annotation of a GenBank genome assembly. NCBI's taxonomy places the organism in Eukaryota, Bacillariophyta, Bacillariophyceae, Naviculales, Naviculaceae.